Messenger RNA from Histoplasma capsulatum G186AR, 1893 nucleotides. Its product is annotated as C6 zinc finger domain-containing protein. Lineage: Eukaryota; Fungi; Ascomycota; Eurotiomycetes; Onygenales; Ajellomycetaceae. Bases 1 to 1893 code for a protein of 630 amino acids. Gene Ontology annotation, biological process: positive regulation of transcription by RNA polymerase II. The transcript has 4 exons. The record is from RefSeq and is a predicted model, not a curated record. Gene Ontology annotation, cellular component: nucleus. Gene Ontology annotation, molecular function: zinc ion binding; DNA-binding transcription factor activity, RNA polymerase II-specific; transcription cis-regulatory region binding.
AUGGCACCAACCGUUGAUGAAAACCUCCUUCCGCCGUCAGAAUUCGAAAUUCCUUUGAUGAACUUGGCUGCGCCUGCUGCGGCGGUAGCGGCUCCGGAUAAUUAUCCAUUAAAUGGCGACUCCUACCCGAAAGCAACGAAGGCAACUAUUAAUUUCAAUACCCAAACACAACAGAAAAAACUGAAGAAUACCAUUGGUGGAGACAGGACGAGUCCUGCUCCAGUUAACGCUCCACCAAGGACAAAUAUCUCGGGCCAGACGAAUACACAAAAGCCAAAGCGUGUGCGGACUGGGUGCUUAACCUGCAGAGAGCGACAUCUCAAAUGCGACGAGACGCUUCCACGAUGCCAGAACUGCCAAAAGUCCGACCGGUUGUGUAAGCGUGGCGUACGACUAAACUUUAUCGACACCCAUGUCGCAGCACCCCCGUACGCAGCGCCAUUCGCCCAUGAUUGGCAGGUCAACUUCCAGGACGAAUCUCGUCAGAUUGCUUCAGAAUAUCGGGGAGGCUUUGAGAGAUAUCCUCGCGUAAAGAAAGAAACUCCUCCCCGAGAACCUACAGCUGACCUGCCCUCGUACGAUUUCCCUGAUAUCAUGGGUGGCCCAUCCCUUUCGCAUCAGAGCAUCCCAGACGCUACUCCUCUCCUUUCUCACUAUCCCGAGUCGCAACAACCGGAUAUCAUAUUAUGUGCUACGACGGCGGUAGCUCUUAAUGUUUACGAAAUAAUGUGUGAAAAUGCGAUGCAGCGAAUGAACCAUAUCGCGGGCGCCCGCGCUCUCAUCAAGGAGUGUCAAUGGGAUGCCACAAGCAUCGGAAUAGGAGGCGCUUGCUUCUGGCUUAAUGUUGCCAUGGAGUUGUUGAGUUGCCUCCAUUUCAACUGGACAAUGGCUUGGGACCCGGAUACUUGGGAUAUAAAUAUGAACAUGUCACCGCCGGAGAAUAAUAUCACAGGCAAUGAAGAGCUAUGGACCCAUCGGAUGGUGUAUAUCUGUGCAAAAAUUGCCAAUUUCCGAUCAACGAUUCCGCAUUUCCGGAACCCUGAUCCGACAGCGCAUGAUAUGCGAUUGAACGAGCGAAUCCAGGAAUGGAAUACGUAUAAGGAAUGGUGUGACGAGUGGGCGAGAUGCGUACCGCGCUCAAUGAUGCCGCUUGGUUACGUGCAGCCUUGGCAAACACGUUCGAAGUCGUCCUUCCCGGAGGUCUGGCUUAUUCAGCGUACAGCUAUUGUAGGCAGGCUUUUUUAUCACACAGCAUGUUGCCUGCUUGCAGGGAUUCACCCCACGGAAACCGAGAAUAUGACGGCGAUGCAACAGAGCCACGCCCACGAUAUUUGCGGAAUUGUGGCACAUGUGAAAGACAGAGGCGUCGCCAGCGUUUCCAUCCGCUGCCUUGCCAUUGCCGCGGAAUGCCUGACCAACCGACUAGCACAGGAAGAAGUCUUGCGAAUUUUCGAAAAAAUUGUGAAAGAAACAGGUUGGCAGGUCGACUUUCUGCGCAUCGAACUGAUGGAGAAGUGGGGAUGGAGACAAAAUGAUAAUAACGACAACAACGAUACUAUUAAUAUUCAUAAUAAUGAUGAUGAUGAUAAUGAUAAUGAUAAUAAUAGCUCCCUCCCGCAACAACAUGGGCAGCAACCACCGACUGUCUCAACAACGCCAGGGCCAUCCGUACCGCCGUCAUUACUCCCCUCGUCCCUUCUGAAUCCUGGCUCGUCUAAUCCCGACACAAGUGGACGCAGCCCAAUUCCGUCCCGCCCACGGAUGCCUCAGGGAAUCGUGAACCCUCUUAUGGCUACUGCGGACUUUUCGUAUGAGAACCAUCCAUACCAGAGCCAUUACGUCGCGCCGCAUAGUCACAAUCAGAUGGAGUAUUCGCAUUACGAAUCUUACUGA